Messenger RNA from Nannospalax galili (Upper Galilee mountains blind mole rat), 2598 nucleotides. It is a transcript of the gene Il12rb2, whose product is annotated as interleukin 12 receptor subunit beta 2. Lineage: Eukaryota; Metazoa; Chordata; Mammalia; Rodentia; Spalacidae. The transcript has 15 exons. The coding region runs from base 1 to 2568 and encodes 855 amino acids. Gene Ontology annotation, molecular function: cytokine binding; cytokine receptor activity. Gene Ontology annotation, biological process: cytokine-mediated signaling pathway. Gene Ontology annotation, cellular component: external side of plasma membrane; signaling receptor complex; membrane. The record is from RefSeq and is a predicted model, not a curated record.
AUGGCACAUGCUAUUAGAGAAUGCUCACUGGCACUUACAUUUUUAACCCUGUGGCUGUUGGUUAAAGCAAAUAUAGAUGUGUGCAAGAGAGGACAAGUGACUGCAAAGCCUUCCCAUGUGGUGCCGCUGGGAUCACCUGUCAUUAUUUCCUGCUCUUUGAAACCCAGACAAGGCUGUUUGUACUAUUCUACUUUGAACAAAUUAAUCCUCUACAAGUCGGGCCAAGAAGUCAGUGUCCACCAUGGUCAGUCCUUCAGUUUUCAAGCCACAGAUCUUCCCCUUGGCAAAACCGUGUUUGUCUGCAAGCUGGCCUGUAUCCGUAGCGAUGAGAGUCAAGUUUGUGGGGUGGAGAUCUCAGUUGGUGUUGUUCCAGAGCAACCUCGAAGCCUGUCUUGUAUACAGAAGGGAGAACAUGGGAAUGUGACUUGCACCUGGGACCCAGGAAGAAACACUUGCCUAAGCACCAACUAUACCUUCCAGUUAACUGGACCAAAAAACACAACUUGGAAGAAUCACUGUCACAACUGUGAUCAUUUGGACCUUGGGACCAGCCUAAAACCUGAAUUACCUGAAUCCAGGUUCUUAGCCAAGGUCACUGGCACCAAUGGGCUUGGAAGCGCUUCUUCAUCUCCAUUUCCUUACACAUUCUUGGACAUAGUGAGGCCUCUUCCUCCGUGGGACAUCAGGAUCAACUUCCUAAAUGCUUCUGUCAGCAGAUGUACCCUUCGGUGGGAGGAUGAAGAGCGAGUGAUGCUUAAUCGCCUCAGAUACCGGCCCCGUAACAGCGAGUUCUGGAACAUGGUUAAUGUCACAAAUGCCAAAGGAAGACAUGAUUUGCAGGAUCUGCGACCAUUUACAGAGUAUGAAUUUCAGAUUUCCUCUAAACUACAUCUUUAUAAAGGAAGCUGGAGUGAUUGGAGUGAAUCAGUGAAAAUACAAACACCAGAGGAAGAGCCUACUGGGACAUUAGAUGUCUGGUACAUGAAACAGAACAUCGACUCUGAGAGACAACGGCUAUCCCUUUUCUGGAAGAAUCUGAGCACAUCAGAAGCACGGGGGAACAUCCUCUACUAUCAGGUGACCUUGCAGGAGAUGACAGGGAGGAGAACCGCACUGCAGAACAGCACAGAACGCACCUCGUGGACCUGGGUCAUUCCCAGAACCGGGACUUGGGCUGCAACUGUGUCUGCAGCCAACUCAAAAGGCAGUUCCUUGCCCACUCGAAUUACCAUAGUGCACCUGUGUGGCACUGGGUUGCUGGCUCCUCACCAGAUCUCUGCAAACUCAGAGAACAUGGACAACAUCGUGGUGGCCUGGCAGCCUCCAGAGAAAGCUGCCUCUGCAGUUUGGGAGUAUGUGGUAGAAUGGAGAGCCCUCCAUCCAGGGAGCUUCCCACAACCUCCACUAAGCUGGCUUCGAAUCCCCCCCUACAACUUGUCUGCUCAGAUUUCAGCAAACAUAAAGCCCUACACCUGUUAUGAAAUCCAUGUACAUGCACUGUCAGAAAGUCAAGGAGGGUGUAUCUCCAUCCUGGGUGACUCCAAGCACAAAGCACCACUGAGUGGCCCUCACAUCAGUAACAUUACAGAGGAAAAGGGGAGCCUUUUUAUUUCCUGGAACCACAUCCCAGUCCAGGAGCAAAUGGGCUGCAUCCUCCAUUACAGAAUAUACUGGAAAGAACGAGACUCUAGCUCACAGCCUGAACUCUGUGAAAUUCCCUACAGAAGCUCCCAAAGUUCACACCCAAUAAACAGCCUGCAGCCUGGAGUGACAUAUGUUCUGUGGAUGACAGCUCUGACUGCUGCUGGUGAAAGCCCUCAAGGAAACGAAAGGGAAUUUUGUCUACAAGGAAAAGCCAACUGGAAAGCAUUUGUGGCAUCAAGCAUUUGCAUCGCUAUCAUCACAGUGGGCAUUUUCUCAGUACGUUACUUUCGGCAAAAGGUAUUUGCUCUCUUUUCUACUCUCAGACCUCAAUGGUGUGGCAGAGAAAUUCCAGACCCAGCAAACAGCACUUGGGCAAAGAAGUACUCCAUUGUGGAGAAGAUGCUGCUGCCUAUGGACAGUCUCUUGAUGGCCUGGCCCGCUCCUGAAGAGCCUGAGCCCCUGAUCAUCAAUGAGGUCUUUUACCAAAUGAUCCCAGUCUUCAGACACCCCCACUGCCCCAGAUGGCCAGAAAGAGAACAAGGAGUCCAUCACUCUUCCUCCAAGGAAGACACAGUAUACACCUCCUCCAGCUCACAACCUUCAAGAACCCUCACAGUUGAGACAAGACAACUAGUGGAUUUAUACAAGGUGCUAGGGAAUAGGGUCCCUGACUCAAAACUGGACAAUCCAAUCAGCCCCUUAACAGCCAUUCCAGUGGACUACCUUCCCAGCCAUGAAGGCUAUUUACCCUCCAACAUAGAUGACCUCCCGCCACAAGAGAAUUCUCCAACAGAUUCUUUAGAACCACAGCAUCAGCACAUCUCUCUUUCUGUUUUUGUGUCAAGUUCCCUUCACCCACUCACCUCCUGUGGUGAGAGGCUGACUCUGGAUCAGUUAAAGAUGGGGUGUGUGACUCCCUCGUGAGCAGUGAGGCUUGAUACCUAAAAAGUCAAU